AAGAAAUCGACAGAGGAACAGCGCGCCCCCGAGAAAAGCACGGAGUCGUUUCAGUUACUGUAUGCUUUACCCAAAUGGAACACAAAUCUGAGUUAUUAUGAUGCACCUUUGCCCAUGACCAACCACGGCAUUCAGAAUAUUGAAUCAUAAGCCUAUAAAGCAUUGGGAAUAUACACAUUUUUCUCGUUUUGUAAGAAGCGUUCUAUAGGGGUUCCGGUGACGGAUUGUUUUUUCUGUCAGGAAAUUGGUUGCAUUAAAAAUACAUUUUACUUUAUGUCGGUGAGCAUCAGGACCUGGAUUUAUGGAAUAUCUUUCGCUUAAGUCUUCUGAACAGUUGGUGCAUGUGUAUCACUUCUAUUCUACAAAGAAAGCACCGUUCUUUCUACUUUUGUUGAGUUCUUCCACUGCAUAUCGGACACCGCGGAGAUGGUAAAAGUUCAGUUAUGCGCCGCACAAUAUAUUUUCUCGAUACAACCAUUCGAUCAUAACUUGUUAUCGAUGCAAAUGUUUAGUUGUGUGUGGUCAACUAUGUGUUGCAUCUGUCUCCUAUAAUCUUACAUAAUUAUUCCGAAAAUAAUAGCCUGCUUUCGUAGUUGAAUAUUCAUCUCCCAUUUCCACCAUGUUGUGUGUUGAAUUACUUUUUUUUCACCUGAUGUCUUUGUUAUAAAAAGUCUGGUGACUGUUUGCAGUUUAUGGAUUUAUAAUAAUUAUUCUGUACAGAGAUGGAACAAUACAGUUAGGAGAGAAAAAGGGCAUUGAACAAAAAGGAAAAAGCUGCACAUUUAGCAGGAAAAGAGGCCAUCAAAAUCACGGAAAUCGCUUCGUCCUUUUCCUUUGGUGUACUGUUACUGUUGCAAAUGGAUUUCAUAAAGGCAACACGGUUAUUGUUACAUCUUUUGUGUUAGUUCACCCGUUCCAUGCUGACAAAAUGUCACUGGGAAAUAUUGAUUAUUGAAUAGAGAAAAUUAUGACGAUGGCCUAUGUUCGUUUUUUCUAUUGUAGUGUGUAAAUUGGGCUUCUUGUUCCACAAUGAAAUGCCAUCGGACGCUUUUCUUUUUUGAUAAAGUUUGGAAAUAUGGGCAAGUUGUCGAACGUUUUUGUGGUGACGGAAGGUUGACACUUUAUUUUUUGGUCACUUUCUGAGCGCAGUCUAAUGUAACGGAUUUUGGACUAUAUUUCUGUUAAAUUAAUUUGGCAUUAGAGAAAUCCAAAUGUAUACGCAUGUACAGUGACGAUCUCGAUGUGACGACAUUGUGUUUUCUAGGCCUACUGCUCAUUAGAAUUUAUAUUUACUGGCUAGUGCGUAACAAACUUUCGUGGACCAGCGCGCGCACUAGUGCCCCCGCACCUGGGGGCAACCCCACCAUGGCGCCCUCAUCCCUCUGUAUCUCGGUGUGGUUGUGUGAGUGAAUCAACAACAAAGACUGGGGAUCAAAGAUGAGGAUGAUGCUCUGGAGAUAACGGUUCAAACUGACGCUGCAGCAUCUCUCCUGAGCACCCAGUUAGAAGUUGAACCAGGACCCCCGCUAGAGGGAACGGCUCUCAUCUUCCAGACAGAGGUUAAUCAUCAGGGAAACAACACAGGAUGUUGAUGGGUGGCACUGCAGAGUGAGGAGUCUGAAGAUCUGAAGAUCUCUGAAGGUGGUUGGCUUGGACAGUGCUCACACACACAUCACCAAAAUGAAUGAGCGUCAGGCUCUCCACUCCAUAAUGAAGGACCUAGUGGCCCUCCAGAUGACGAGGCGCCAGCCUGGGCCCCCUUAUGACACAGGGAAACCCAAGACUCUGCCCAACCCUGCCCCUGCUAAGAGACAGGACGAUGUCAGAAUAAAGUUUGAGUUCAGUGGAGAGAGGAGGAUACUGAUGUUUGGGAGGCCUGUGCAGUUUGAAGAAAUCCAACAGAAGGUCAAGACUGUCUUUGGCCAACAGCUUGACUUGCACUAUAUGAACAAUGAGCUGUCCAUCCCUCUGCGUGGUCAGGACGACCUGGACAAGGCCAUUGACCUGCUGGACCGCAGCUCCAAGAUUAAGAGCAUCAAGAUCUUGCUGCUGACGCAGGAGCAGUGCAAUGCGUCCCCCUCUCCCUCUCCCUCUUCCCACCACACGGUGAGUAAGCAGGUGAGGAUCAAAGCUUCCCAGUCCACGGGUGAUGUCAGCACAGUGUACCAGCCCUCCGAGCCCAGGGGGCGCCACCUCUCCACCAGCUCUCAGAACACAGGCCGUAGCUCCCCCCCUCCUGGCUAUGUCCCUGAGCGGCAGCAGAGGAUCGCCCGCCAGGGCUCCUACACCAGCAUCAACAGUGAGGGAGAGUUCAUCCCAGAGAGCGACCAGUGUGUGCUGGACCCCUGGAGCAGUGCAGAGAACUCUGUCUCAGGAAGCUGCCAGUCGCUGGACAGUAGCUCAGACAGCCCCUCCCUGAGGAAGUCACGCAUGCACCGAGCCAAGAGCUACCCUGAUAACCGGCAGCAGGAGAACGUCUCUGACCGGGAGAACCAUGUGUAUGAUAAGGUGGUGGGGAAGGGAGGGACAUACCCCCGCAGGUACCAUGUCUCCCUGCAUCACAAGGACCAUAGUGAAGGUCGGAGAACGUUCCCGCGGAUCCGUCGCCCCCAGGGUAACCUGUUCACCCUGGUGCCCUCACGGCGCUCCCUCAACGGCAGUGAGGAGAGUCUGGGCAGCUGGCAGCUAGUGGACAAGCAGGGCAGGCUCCGCCCACAGGAGCGCCCUGUCGCACACAAGUCCCCCAGUGCUCCAAUGACGUGGAGGCGGGGCAAGCUGCUGGGCCAGGGGGCGUUUGGGAGGGUUUACCUGUGUUACGAUGUGGACACGGGACGGGAGCUGGCCGCCAAGCAGGUGGUGUUUGACCCGGACAGUCCUGACACCAGCAAGGUGAGACAGCAGGGGGUGCCGGAACAGUAUGCUACGACACAGACUGUUUUCUGCUUUUAUAUCAAAGUCUACUGUUCACAACCAGGCUACUGUAAUGUAUUUAUGCCAAGAUGACUCAGACUCCCCAGCCUGAAGGAGAACUCUGUAUGACUCGAGUUCCCGUGUAUUGUUAAAGAUUGGUGCAGAGGCUUAGCCUGGAGCACCUUUAGCCUGGAGCAAUGCCAAGAAUGAGGUAAUGUGUUCAGCAAGCUACUUUACUCUUAAGAGGCGAUUGUGGAGGAAUGCAGUAUGGUGCUGUGUUUAACCUGACUGAGUUUUACUAGAUAAUUGUUGGUCAACUGUCUUAAACACAAAAGGCGCUAUUCAACGAUCUGUGGUCAGGAAUCAGAUAAACUUAUGCUCUGAAUCACUAACGCAGUCAAAUCCUGACUGAGUGCUCAUCUCUGUCUCUGAGAGCAAUGAACUUUGAGGAGAUUCAAGGGACUUUCUUUCCUUUCGCUCUCCCCCCUCUUUAAUGUCUUUUCCUGUCUGCCACAGAGAAAACAUGCACUGUCACUUCCUGUAUCUGAGUGGAGUAUUUGCAGGGGGGUGAGGAGGGGGAGAGUGGCAGAGCCAGCUUUGCCUUGGCCUCCAAUCACCCCUUAAACUCUCCUCUUCUCUCUUGCACUCUCCCUCUUGCUCCCAUUAUCUUGCUCCCAUUCUCUCUCUCUUCCAUUCUCUCUCUCUCUGUCUCUCUCUC
Messenger RNA from Oncorhynchus masou masou (cherry salmon), 3628 nucleotides. Its product is annotated as mitogen-activated protein kinase kinase kinase 3-like. Gene Ontology annotation, molecular function: protein binding; ATP binding. Lineage: Eukaryota; Metazoa; Chordata; Actinopteri; Salmoniformes; Salmonidae. Bases 1681 to 3003 code for a protein of 440 amino acids. The transcript is spliced from 13 exons. The record is from RefSeq and is a predicted model, not a curated record.